UUACUGAUUAGCUUUGAUUUGCAGUUUUCUGGCCACGUGAGCGAGUUUCAACGAAACAGACUCUGCGCUGGGAGAGAGAGGAGUUGGUCAGGAUGAGAAAGAAAGGAGAGGAACCUAAGAUGAUCAUAGAAGAGGAGCAGUUGCAGCUCCAAGGAUACAUGCUUUCAUAUUCAAAAUUGCUUCUCACAUGUCUGGCCGUUGUGCUCUCAGGAGGAUUGCUUUGGAUUUUAAUAGGUUGGAACAGACGAAUUUAUUUGAAAUGUACUCACAAGAAAUGUUCCGUAGAAAAAGCUUCCAAAAUUCUGCUUGUGGAUUCUCACAAUCAGUACUUCGUAGAAAUAGUCUGGAGGUCAAAUGACAAUUCAUUAAUUUAUUUUUACAAUAAAAAGAUGAAAUAUAUGUGGGAUCCAAAGCAAUUCCGUUUCAUCAAAAUUGGUGGACUGAAGAUAAAAAAUUGCUCAGAGUUUUAUGGCUAUGAAAAUGGUUUAUCGUCAAAUGAAGCCGCUUCUCUGUUAGCACAUCAUGGGAAAAAUUCCAUUGAUAUCGAAGUGAAGCCUAUUGUCACAUUAGUUCUAGCACAAGUGCGGAAUCCGUUUUAUUUAUAUCAAGCAUUCAUAGUGACUGUAUGGCUGUUACAGUUCUAUUACCAAUUUGCUAUUUGUGUGGUGAUACUAUCAGUCAUAUCUGUGUCUAUGACAGUGUGGGAAACACGAAAGCAAAGCAGAGCUCUGAGAGAUGCUAUGAGAUCACAUGCCAUUGUUACUGUUAUAAGAGAUGGAAAAGAAUUACAAAUUUCCUCUGAGGAUUUAGUUCCGGGAGAUGUGAUUUUGAUUCCAAAAUCUUACUUCACUAUGGUGUGUGACGCAGUGCUACUCUCUGGAACCUGUGUAAUGAAUGAAAGUAUGCUGACUGGAGAAAGUAUACCAGUAACCAAAGUGCAAAUCGAAAAGGAUAUCAAAGCAGAAUAUAAUUCGAUGACCCACAAGAGAUCGCUUUUGUCAUGCGGUACAGAACUCAUGAACUCUAGAGAUAUAGAUGGAACAGGCGUUAAAGCAGUAGUCUACAGAACAGGAUUUUCAACUGUGAAAGGAGAACUCGUCAGAUCGAUUCUUUUUCCGAAACCUGUUAAAAUCCAGCUCGAUUCUGAUUUAUUAAAAUGUAUGGGUAUUUUCUUUAUUUUAGGAAUCCCACCUUUGAUCUACGCAAUCAUCGUUGGAAUUAGACAAGAGGCUUAUGUAAGAGAUACGACCCUUUUUGUCCUGAACGUUAUAACAUUCUUUGUGCCGGCCGCUCUGCCAGCUGUCUUAACAAGCAUUAACGCACACGCCCAGAAGAGAUUACGUAAACAAGGUAUUUAUUGCCUGAAUUCCCGAUACAUUAGUCUCUGUGGAGGCUUAGAUGUUACCUGCUUUGAUAAGACGGGAACACUUACAGAAGAUAGCCUUGGACUUCAUACUUUGCUACCAGCAGAAAACGGAAAAUUUCAGCCACCAGUGAAAAAUAUUAGCAGCCUGCAAGACAAACUUCUGGUGAACUGUUUUGCCUCGUGUCACUCUUUAGCGAAAAUAGGAAAUGAAUUAUUUGGGUACGAUCUAGAUGUCAAGAUCUUCAAAGCCAUUGUAUGGGAUUUACAAGAACCCUCAAUUCAAGAUACAGUUCCUUUUGAAAAUAUUCCUCCGAGAUUAGUUUAUCCUAAUCCAGGCGGCCCCUUGAGUCAGGAAUUGAAAGCUAUAGCUCUCCUGAGGCAAUUUCCUUUUGAAUCAUCAUUGAGAAGAAUGAGCGUAGUCGUCAAAAUAGAAGGAAGUAACUGCUUUGAAGUCUUCUUGAAAGGAGCUCCAGAACUCGUAUGCUCGUUUAGUAGAAACGAAACUGUUCCUAAAAACAUAAAGGAUGUUCUGGAAUUUUACACAGGUCAAGGAUUUCGAGUUAUCGGAAUUGGUCACAGAACACUUCCAGAAAAUACCACAUGGAAAAUGGCUUUGGAAUUGCCCCGAGAAGAACUAGAGAAAGAUUUACAGUUCUUAGGAUUAAUAAUAUUGGAAAACAGCUUGAAACCAGAAACAAUACCAUCGCUGAAUGUAUUGCGGGAUGCUAAUAUAAGAUCAAUUAUGAUUACAGGUGAUAAUCUGUUGACAGCUAUUACUGUUGGUAGAAAAUGUGGUAUGAUCGGAGAACUGGAUAAGAUAAUUAAAGUUGAAGCAUCUAAAACUUCUACCUUGAAUGCGAAUUCCGAAACACAUCUGAAAAUUGAAUUCAAUUCUAUUAAUCUGCCUUUCCUGGCAGAAGAAAACCAGAAUGACAAAGCUGAAACUCGAGUAUUAGCAAGCUCCGAAACAACAUAUCAUUUCGCUAUGGAAGGAAGUUCUUUUGAAGCUCUUUGGAAUUUUAAUAAAAAUUUACUUGAUAAGAUUCUCCUUAACGGAACUGUAUUCGCUCGCAUGUUACCUGAUCAGAAACGUCACCUUAUCGAAGCUCUUCAAAAUCUUGACUAUCAAGUUGGCAUGUGCGGUGAUGGAGCAAACGAUUGCGGAGCACUGAAAGCAGCCCACACUGGUGUAUCGCUAUCUGUAGCCGAAGUAUCAGCUGCAGCUCCAUUUACCUCUUCUAAAUUUAAUAUCGAAUGCAUCCCCACUGUCAUCAGGGAAGGACGUGCAGCUUUAGUAUCCGUUUUCGACACUUUUCGAUAUAUGGUGUGUUACAGCUUUAUCUUCCUCAUUGCGGUUCUUUGGUUGUUUUGGGAUGGGCAGAGAUGUUCAGACGUUGCUUAUGUUUUAAUUGAUGUUAUUCUAAAUUUGACACCUCCUUUUUUAAUUGGUGCAACUUGGGCUUUUCCAAGGCUGGCAAAAAGGCCUCCAACCAGAAGUCUUGUCAGCAUCGUUCCGUUAUUUUCGAUUUUUUCAUUCAUCGCACUUCAAACAGCAAUCCAUUUGAUAGCUUACCAGUACUGCCUUUCGCAAUCUUGGUACGAACCAUUCAAAUUCGAUAAAGAAAAUGCCCUUGUUUCGGAUCCAUCAGAUUCUGGAACUACAAUACUGAAAAUGAAUAUGAUGUCUUACAUUGCUGCUUCUAUCAUAUUUGUCACAGGAGCACCUUAUAAAAGGCACUUUUUUUCAAACCAAAUAUAUGUUUGCAUUGUUUGUGCAGAAUUUGCCUUAGCAUCUUAUUUAAUCCUAGAUCCCGCGGAAGCACUGAUGAAUUACCUAAAUUUCAAAGCUGCACCUGACGGGAAUUUUCCUCUGAUAUUGUAUGCUAUUUGUUUGGGAAAUAUAGUAAUAUCAUUCAUAUGGGAGAAAUAUUUCGUCCAGCACUUGGUAGCAAAACACAUUGUACCACUUAUUGCCCGUUUAAGAGGACCUGUCCGAAAGUUUAAGAAAUUACAACAACUACAGACAAGCGAAGAAUGGCCGCCUCUAAUUAACGAUAAAG
This is a messenger RNA of Stegodyphus dumicola, 3426 nucleotides long. Its product is annotated as polyamine-transporting ATPase 13A3-like. Gene Ontology annotation, molecular function: P-type transmembrane transporter activity; ATP binding; ATPase-coupled monoatomic cation transmembrane transporter activity. Gene Ontology annotation, cellular component: membrane. The record is from RefSeq and is a predicted model, not a curated record. Gene Ontology annotation, biological process: polyamine transmembrane transport; intracellular calcium ion homeostasis. Lineage: Eukaryota; Metazoa; Arthropoda; Arachnida; Araneae; Eresidae.